Molecule: messenger RNA, 2374 nt
Organism: Bursaphelenchus xylophilus (pine wood nematode)
Lineage: Eukaryota; Metazoa; Nematoda; Chromadorea; Rhabditida; Aphelenchoididae
Source: the annotation of a GenBank genome assembly
AUGGGAGAGAUAAAAACAGCUGGGCUCUACUUGGAUUUUGAUGGGUAUGUUGUACUUUAGAUUUUUAUAUUUUUUAGUUUGCCGGAAUGGGACGAUUUCUCUGAUGAAGAAGACGAAGAGGUCAGCGAGGACGAAGAACAGCAUAAACAGAAGCCAGAGGUUAGUCUGAAAGUUUUGGGGGAGCAUACUUUCAAAGAUGUCAAAAGUCUAACGUAAGUAAUUUUAUUCUUGUCCACUUUGUCUUUAGAUCAGUUCCAAAGUGGGCAGAGAAUGCUGUAGAAUUUGAUGGAAACAUCCGUAAAUCCAAAGGAGGCGUGCUGGAGUCUUACGAAGGCCUCGAUCAGCAGCUUUUCGAUGCUGUUUCCAAACAAAUUAACAGUUGGUUUCCAGUUCAGAAGACGGUGCUUCCUCAAUUGAUCAAUGAGACAGUGAAAGCAACGUUGUUCCCGUCUCGGGAUAUUGCGAUCAGUGCUCCAACAGGAAGUGGAAAGACGCUGUGUUAUUUACUUCCAAUUAUAAAUUCGUUUUCCAAACCCAGACCCAAGGAUAAGGUUUUUGCCCUUAUUUUGGCGCCACUACCCGCGUUAGUCAGGCAAAUUGCAAAUGUAAGUGCUUUUUGGAUCCUAAAUUUUGUUCUGAAUAUGUUCUGAACAACUUUAUUCUUUAGGAAUUUGCCAAACUUAACGUCUUUAACACCAAAAUCGUCGCUUUGAAGUCAAAGUUGUCAUUUGAAGAUGAGAAACGUAUUUUAUUUCCGGAGCAAUCCGAAAAAUCGGACGCGAAUAUCAUAAUCUCCACCCCAGACAGAUUGAUUCAACACAUUUUGGAUGAAGACAACGGAUCUUUCGAUUUUUCGCAGCUCAGAUACCUUGUUGUAGAUGAGGCGGAUGGAAUGUUCAUGCCGCGCGAAAAUUUUUUGGAUCUAAUUGAAACAAUGGCUAAUUGUAAGUACUUUUUAUUUAUUUGUUCUUGUUUUUAGUGAGAAGAAAGUUGAAGUCGACAAUUAAAUUAUCCAUGAGUUGCAGGUCCGAAAAAUCAUCCGAUGAGUUACAAAUCCUUAACGGACGGAAGCAAGAAUACAAGACUCCAAAAGAUUUUGGUCUCAGCGACUUUGUCACUCGAGGCUGAUAAGUUGCAUGACUGGAAUCUCCGUUGUCCGAAACUUUAUAAAGCCAGUGCAAAGAAGGCCAAGGAGAAGAAGGUUGAAAACACCGAAGAAGGUGACAAAAAAGAAGAACCAAUGGAAGUAGAUGGUAAUGAAGACAUCGCCAAGUUUACAUUGCCACAGAAAUUAAAGCAGGAAGUGGUAAGAAUAUCUAUUAUAUUAUCCUUGAUAUCAACCUUUUUUAGAGGAUAUGCAAGUCCGAAUUCAAGCCGCUUUUGGUGUAUAGAUACUUGAAAUGUAACCCGGAGUGGAAGAAAGUUCUCGUCUUUGUAAAUACUAUGUGAGUUUUAUAUUAUUUUAGAGUUAUAUAUGUUUAGGUAAACUGCUGAUGAUGUAUAAACAAAUUGAUGAUUUCAGAUCGAGUUCACAGCGAUUAAAGAUGCUACUGGAAUAUUUGUUAGGCACAGAGCUUAAGGUAGCCGAAAUCUCUUCGAAUAUUUUUGGCAGAAGACGGUUUCGACUUCUUCAAGGCUUCAAAAACGGAAAUGUAAGUGGUUUUUAAUUGUUUUCAUUCGGAGUUUAGAUCAAUGUGGUGAUAUCAGCAGGAAGUCUGGGUCGAGGAAUGGACGUGCCGGAUAUAGAUUGUGUGAUCAAUUACGACAUCCCGUCGGAUUCACACGUUUAUAUUCACCGUGCCGGCAGAACAGCGAGAGCCGGGAAAAAGGGAACCGUUGUGACUUUGAGCACGAAAGAAGAGGUGAGUUGAGUUUUGGGGGCUAAGGUAGUACAACCCCCCAGUCCAGUUUAGCCCCCCAUGACCCAGUACAACCCCCCUCGUCCGUUCUGAACCCCAAAAUUUAUUUCAAAGAAUUAAUCCAAGUUGCAUGGUCCAGCACAAGCCCCCUACGUUUUAGAUCAAACCCCCACUUACAUUUUUUGUAUUAUUCUAAUUUGUUCAUUAUGUUUGGGGUGUGAAACGGGCAAAACAGUGGGGGUUUGAACUACCUUUCGUGGGGGGCUGAACUACCGAAGCCCCGAGUUUUGCAACAUGUGCAGAGGUUCUUGAAGUAUAAUUUAUUGAAGGAUGGCAAUAAUAAUAUUCGAUUUUAGCGUCUAAAAUUGAAGAAGAACUUGAUCGCUGUCGGAAUUUGGGAUCCUGAAGCAGAGAACAAAGAAAAGGACUUGCAAUUCAUUGAGGAAUAUAAAGACCAGUACCAGAAGGCUCUAGAUGCUCUAAAAGAACGGCUGGAGUCCAUUGGAAAGAGUUGA